Molecule: messenger RNA, 1546 nt
Organism: Ciona intestinalis (vase tunicate)
Lineage: Eukaryota; Metazoa; Chordata; Ascidiacea; Phlebobranchia; Cionidae
Source: RefSeq, a predicted model, not a curated record
ACCUAAUUGUUAGAUUUCCAUUAAUGUAAUGUUACCUAAUGUAAUGUAUAAUGCAGACGUUUCCAUAAUGUUCGUAAGAUGAAAGAUCUUGGAAAAUCUGUUGUUUGGGCGAAACCACCCAAAGUAUUAACUCAGUUGGCUGAACAUAUGAAGUUAAUGCAUGCAAGAUGGAGAGCUGGGCACAUUGUUAAGUCUAUUCCACACGACCAGUGGCCUCUCAUCCAAUUAAAAUGUGCCGCUUAUGAUGCUUUACAUGGAAAGCGAUCUAAUUGGUUAAGACAAGGAAAGUGGGAGGGGAACUACCUUGCUUCGAUGUCGGAUAAUGCAGCGCAAGCUUCUACUUUCCAAUCUGUGUCAAAUAACAUUAAAGCAAAACAUCAUUUCAACAAAGUUGUCUUCUCUGCUCAUAUCAGGAAAAUGAACAAGAACAACAAAUCUGAGGACAGAGCGUUGUUGGUCACGGAUAAAUUGAUAUUCAAACUUGACCCAAAGAAAGGUUAUAAACCAAUGACAUCGGGUGUUUUGCUGAGGAAGGUGACGGGAUUAAGCGUGUCAUCUUCAUCCAACCAACUUCUCGUCAUCCACCUGGAUGGUCACGAUGACUUGGUAACUUGCAUUCACAAAACUAAUCCUCCCAACCAAGAUCGUGUUCCUGAAGCUAUCGGAUCUAUCAUGCGUGUUAUUAAGCUCGAGCAAAACCGAGAUAUUUUGGUGAAUGUUGGUAAAUCUAUUCAAGUGAAACUUGGUGGGAAAACUAAAACCAUCUCAUUCGAUGAAACAAAUGGAGCAACUUCAAACUUCAGGAAGGUUUCAAACACAAGCAUCAUGCUUACUACUUCCACCACAUGAACUAUUACUGUUUCAAGAUAAUAAGUGUUAACAGGGUUUGAUUUUUAACAGGGCUCAAUUUCUCUGACCUGAAAGCCCAAUGAAAAAGGCAGUAGUUCUAAAACACUUUAAGCCCAGAUUGCAUUAAAUUUUAUUGCCUUGUUAUCUUAAUUAACUUAUAUUUUGGUGAGUGGUUUUAGAAUUCCAGCCCAAGAUGUAAUCAUUAAAAAUGCUCGUUGUAAUUAUUUGAGCAAAUGCUUGUGAAUAUUAAUCUGCACUUAAUUAUUAUGCUAAGUAUUAUAAAUCACAAUGCCAAGUGUUUUACUGUUUUGAAAGAAAGAAUGUAAACACCAAAGUUUCUCUGCAUUUGCAGCAGUUUAUUAACAAUGUAUUUUGUAUUUGCAUCACAAUGUAGUUUUAUUUUAUGUACGCACCAUCAUUUUAAUUUAUGACACAGCAUUUUACAAAAGAUACAGUAGAAAGUUUUUGUUUAUGUCAAAUGAAAUGAAAAUCAAUGCAGUAUAAUUUACAUACAGUCCAGUAAAUAUUGUAUAAAAUGUAUUAUUUUAUUGAGUAAUUAUUUAAAAUAUUGUGUUACUAAAUUUUGUUAAAAUAUUUGCUAAUUUAAGAUUAGAAUCAAUUUUGUAUUUAAUGUAACUUUGCUUUAUUCAAGGGAUGCCAAAGUUAUGCAGGUUUUAAUAAACAAACUACGCUUUAA